Messenger RNA from Verticillium dahliae VdLs.17, 1998 nucleotides. RefSeq names its product low-affinity potassium transport protein. The transcript has 8 exons. Gene Ontology annotation, molecular function: high-affinity potassium ion transmembrane transporter activity. Gene Ontology annotation, biological process: intracellular potassium ion homeostasis; potassium ion import across plasma membrane. Lineage: Eukaryota; Fungi; Ascomycota; Sordariomycetes; Glomerellales; Plectosphaerellaceae. Bases 1 to 1833 code for a protein of 610 amino acids. Gene Ontology annotation, cellular component: plasma membrane. The record is from RefSeq and is a predicted model, not a curated record.
AUGGCCGUCAUCAAUAUCAUCGUCGUCGCCACUCGUCUCUACUGGUUCGAACGCCGUCUCAGACAAGUUGGUACUGCCCGCCACCUCCCUGCCCAGGGUCAUCAACACGGCUCUCCUCCGGCCUCCGCAGUAGAGGCAACGUCUGAUCCCACUUGUGCUGCCAAUGAAGAGCCUCAACGUUCCGGAAACUCGGUCUUGUCUAGCUUUGCCCUGGAUUCCGCGCAGAUUGAUACGGAUCCGCAGGAGGACGACGCGGGCGGUCCUGCCUACAAACGGAGAUCUGUCUCAGAUUUGCCGCUGGGUGACGAAGAUGGCAUGCCUGACAAUCGCUCACAUAUCGCAUUCGCUCCGGUGCUCCACCAUCCCCGUAUGGACUCUACAACCCUCUACAUCCCGCCUCCAAAUCAACGUGACCAAGGACGUCCGUUCGAAGCACAGGGGGGGGCGGGCGAGACUGCUGAUGAGGAAGAUUGCAGGAGAUCGGCCACUGCCAUGACCAGUAAAAGUGAUAGAGAGUCUCGCUGGAACCGUCCUAACCGCCUUGACCUGGAGAAAGUCGCUUCGGUUGAGCGUGUUGCAUCGUCGCUGUUUGUCCUGGGCCAGACACAUAGUCACACCCGUGAGCGGAGCCACAUUCAUCGCACCGCGUCGAGGUCAGCACCGCUACGCACCAGUUCAUCAGACCUGCCACGUCUGUCUUCGCAAGUGACCGUUGGUAGGAACUCUCAGUUCCACGGGUUGUCUGUCGAGGAUCGAGAGCUGCUCGGUGGCAUCGAGUAUCGCAGCUUGAAACUGCUUCUUUGGAUUUGCAUUGGCUACUUUAUCGGCCUCCACGUUCUCGGAGUCAUCUGCCUUGUGCCUUGGAUUCUGCACGCCCCUUCCAAGUACACAGACUAUCUCGACGAGGAAGGCCAGAAUAUAGUUUGGUGGGCUUUCUAUUCCGCACAGACCAUGGCAAAUAAUCUCGGCUUCACCCUGACACCGGAUUCCAUGGUCCAGUUCCGCGAUGCCACCUUCCCCAUGCUCAUCAUGACUUUCUUGGCGUACGCCGGGUACAACUUUUACCCAAUCUUCCUACGCGUCGUUAUCUGGACGAUAUACAAGAUAGUUCCCAGGAAUUCAGCCCUUCGGGAGCCGCUCAACUUCCUCCUUCAGCACCCCCGCCGCUGCUGUAUGCUUCUAUUUCCCAGCCGUCCGACCUGGAUCCUCUUUGGCUUUUUGUUCGCUCUCAACUUUAUCGAUGCGCUCCUGCUCAUCGUUCUGGACCUGGAUAAUCCCUCUGUCACCGACUUACCACUGGCGCAACGCAUCCUGGCUGCUGUCUUCCAAGCCGCUUCAUCGCGUCACACGGGAACCUCCACUUUCAACCUGGCUGACCUCAAUCCGGCUGCCCAGUUUAGUCUGCUGGUCAUGAUGUACAUCUCUGUUUAUCCCAUUGCUCUGACUAUUCGUGCCUCCAACACGUACGAAGAGAGGUCGCUGGGGAAGUACGCUCCCGAGCAAGUCGACCCGGAUGAGGAACCGACUGGCGGCAAGUACGUCAUGGCCCAUAUACGGAACCAGCUUAGUUUUGACUUGUGGUAUGUGUUCCUUGGAAUCUUUCUCAUUUGCAUCGCCGAGUCCGAUAAGGUCAGAGACACUUCACAGCCGCUCCAUGAUGCAAGAGAUUUUGUUGACAAUACUGCCAACGGUAGGAAUUCGCCGUGUUUCCCAUCUUCUUCGAAGUUACAUCUGCAUAUGGCAACGUCGGGCUCAGUCUCGGCCAUCCAGCCGUCGAAACUUCUUUCUCGGGGCAGUUAUCUGUAUUCAGCAAGCUCGUUAUUUGUGCUAUGAUGAUUCGUGGUCGUCAUCGCGGCCUGCCCUACGAGGUAGACCGCGCCAUCCAACUGCCCAGCGAACGCCUCAUCGACGACCCUGGCGAGCCAUAUCCUUCCAGAAGACCUCUCUUGUCCCCCCCUGAAGACAGAAGUGCGGCGCAGCAGGCAGUAGAACAGCCAG